ACACACAAACACACUGACAAAGCCCACAAACAUGCUGGCUGUCUCGCAUACACUCACUCUCUCAGUUUUGCCUCCAUCUGAUUGAGUACCUUUUCAUUCUUGGGCACUCACCAGCAGUCUCUGUCCAUCUCUCUCUCUCUCUCUCACACACACACACACACACACACACACACCCCCUGGAAGGAAUCCUGCAGUUUGCGGCUGCAGCACUCUGGAUAUGCGGGACCGUCUGCUCUGAGAUCACUAGGACGAGGUUUUUCCAUGUGGAUACGGAUCCAAAGAUUCUAGCAACUGUCACAGACGGAGUUGGCUAAGCCGGAAACGCGAGUAGGAAAAGGACAGCCUCGUCCCCAAGAGGAACAAUACCAGCAGUGGAAAGGACAAGAAACGGACAGAUUCCAGCUGACGUUCAGCCAUGCAUGGCUCCACUCUUAUAUUCAUCCUCAUUGGGGUGCUCCUGUACUUGAUGAUGGGGGCUUUGGUCUUCAAUGCCCUGGAGGCUCCAAAUGAGGAAAGCCAUCAUGACGAUCUGCAAGCUACCCGUAAGGAGUUCUUGGGCAACUACACAUGUGUAGACCCUGAGCAUCUAUCGAAUCUGAUAGAUGUGGUGGCAGAGGCUCUCAGUGUUGGAGUUGACCCCAACAGCAAUGCCACAUUCAGCACCAGUUGGGACCUGGCCAGCGCUUUCUUCUUCUGUGGCACCAUUGUCACCACCAUCGGUUAUGGGAACAUUUCUCCAAAGACUACGUGGGGUCAGCUCUUCUGUAUCUGCUAUACACUGGUGGGCAUUCCUUUGUUUGGAUUUCUAUUGGCUGCCGCAGGAGACCAUCUGGGGACAUCACUGAGCAACGCCAUUGCUAAAGUUGAAGCUCUUUUAUGGAAGUGGAAGGUGAGUCCGACCAUUGUGCGUGUCAUCACCGCUGUGCUGUCCAUCCUGCUGGGCUGUGUUCUGUUCAUCUUUGUGCCAAUUUUAAUCUUCCAUGAGAUUGAAAAUUGGUCUCUGCUAGAAUCCGCCUACUUUGUGGUCAUCACCCUCACAACAGUGGGCUUUGGAGACUAUGUUGCAGGCCAUGUCCAUACAAAAAAAGAUCAUUGGUACAAGCCUCUGGUGUGGUUCUGGGUUUUGUUUGGAUUGGCCUACUUUGUGUCCAUUCUUUCCAUGAUUGGGAACUGGAUCCUAGUUCUUACCAAAAAAACCAAAGCUGAGAUGGAGGGGUUGAGAGCACAUGCCUCGGACUUUACUCAGAACAUCCAGAACAUGUCUGUGGAUUUCAACAUGUCUGGAAAAUUUGAAGAUCCUUUCAAGCGCACCAGGCGAAAGCGGCGUCACAGGCGCCAAAGACACAAUGGCAGUCAGGGUAGAGUCAGAGAGGAUGGCAAAGAGGAGAAUGAAUCCGAAUCUGGCUCCUACUCAGGUUCAUCGGAUGAGUCGGAAAGCAGCUCCGAGUCCCAAUCGGAGGAAACCCAAACAGACCGGGUCCCGGAGGGAGGGGGUAGCGACAAGGGCAAAGAUUUAGUGGAAAAAGAAAAACUCCAUGCCAUGCCCAAAGAUCCUGUCCUCUCUCAGCCCUUGGAUUAUCUUGGGGAAAAUCUUGCAUACAUCGACGAGUCUUCAGAUGCACUGAGUGGCAAGAUUCACCUAGACCCCCUGCUGGAUGUACCAGAAUCGAACCCAGCUUCUACAGACAGGCCCAAAAGGAGACGUCAAAGGAGACACUUGAGAAGGGAUCAACAGAAACCCAAGACUCCUAAAACCAGUCCAAACGAACCAGAGAACAAAGCACCAAAUGGAGACAUUAGACCGAAAGAUCCACCUACGCCAAUGCUGUGAGCGUCAAGGUGUUCAUGGGGUUUGUAGCUCCUCAGAAAAGCUUCUUUGGAAUAAAGUUUUGCAAAUUUGCUAGCUUUAGGAUAUGCUGUGCUCCACUGAAGGCACCUGGCAUCAUUCUCAGAUUUUAUUGGGACAAAAUAAGAAACUAUCCAUGUGCCUAAAAUGAGAAGAGGGUUAGGUGUGGUCAAAUCUUGGACCCCUCAACAUGAGUGAGAACUUUUAUUGGGUAAUCGUAUAGGGGCCUGAUGUGCAGGAAGGCCAUGGUGAUCAGACACUUAGUGCCAUCUACUGGACAUUCACUGCUCAUGACUGGCUCAUUUGUUUAUGGGUGCAAUGACAGUCAGUGAAUGUUUGAUUUCUGUGUGCCUUUCGUAAUCACAAUAGUAAAGGAAUGACACCCUUUUACUAAUCCAACUCAACUGAUGCUUACUGCUUGAGUUUAAAGUGUAACGGUUUUAUAUUACUGGUAAAUAACAUUAUGCUACGGAAGCCUGUUCCUGCUUAAAGUUUAAAAAAAAAAAAAAAGGUGUACCAAUUAUUUUUAUUUCUCAUACCUGCAACUAUGUCUCACAGUUGUAACUUUAUUUCGACUUUCUUGGUCUUGCUAACACACACACACACACACACACACACACA
This is a messenger RNA of Cyprinus carpio (common carp), 2467 nucleotides long. RefSeq names its product potassium channel subfamily K member 4 (gene kcnk4b). Gene Ontology annotation, molecular function: potassium ion leak channel activity. The transcript has 8 exons. Gene Ontology annotation, biological process: stabilization of membrane potential; potassium ion transmembrane transport. Gene Ontology annotation, cellular component: membrane. The coding region runs from base 416 to 1831 and encodes 471 amino acids. The record is from RefSeq and is a predicted model, not a curated record. Lineage: Eukaryota; Metazoa; Chordata; Actinopteri; Cypriniformes; Cyprinidae.